AUGGGGAAUCAAUGCUCCGGGCCAAAAAGAAUAGACCUUACCUCCGGCACCAGGCUUUAUCCGGUGCAUAUUAGCUUAGCUGCACUUAAUAGGUCGACUUCCUCUCUGGCGGCCACUCAGCUUACCCACGCUACACUUCCACUCCAAGCUACGCCUGUUGAGAAAGAUGCAUUGCAAUUUCCUCUUCUAUGGACGCACCGGAAUAUUCUCCAGGAUGAGAAGAUAAAAACUUUUAUGGCGGGCUUUCUCUCGUAA
Messenger RNA from Lathyrus sativus (Indian pea), 255 nucleotides. NCBI's taxonomy places the organism in Eukaryota, Viridiplantae, Streptophyta, Magnoliopsida, Fabales, Fabaceae. The record is from the annotation of a GenBank genome assembly.